AUGGAGAUCGGGGGAGAGGGACUAGAUCCAGUGAGCCCUACUGGCCACUACUUCAAAAGCUCCGUUUUGUCGAUAUCGAUUCUUGGUGUUUUAGAAUUUGAAAUUCCAAUCGAUGACUCUCAAACUCUAUCAUUGCUUGAGAAUGUGUUUCUCCCCAUCAACUCACGCUUCUCCUCUAUCAUGAUUGAAAACAAUGGAAAGAAGCAAUGGAAAAAGGUUGAAGUGAAGCUUGAAGACCAUGUUAAAACUCCAAUCUUCCCUUCCAACUUGUCAAAUGAAUCACGUGACGAGUAUUUUGAUGACUAUAUCUCAAACAUAGCAACAACAAGAUUUCCAGAAGACAAACCACUGUGGGAAAUUCAUGUUAUAAAGUACCCAAAUAGCAAUGCAGCUGGUAACGUAAUAUUCAAGUUGCACCAUGCGUUAGGUGAUGGCUACUCUCUCAUGGGCGCUCUUAUCUCCUGUCUACGAAGGGCUGACAAUCCUUCGCUUCCACUAACUUUUCCUUCACGACUGCCAUCGAAACCGAAGAGUGAAAAUGUUAUGACCACAACUUUCUCAUGCUUGUUGAACACCAUAUCCGAUUCUUGGUGGGGCAUUUCAAAGAGCAUCGUGGGGGAAGAUGAUCGAUCACCAAUAAAAUCCUCGACCAAUGGACUUGAGUUCGCGCCAAUUACAGUAUCUACUAUGACGAUCUCUCUUGAUCGAAUCAGAUUAAUUAAGAGCAGGCUUGGAGUGACGAUAAAUGACAUUCUUACCGGGAUGGUCUUUCUCGGCGCUCGACUAUAUAUGCAAGAGAUGGACCAAAGCUCAGGGGAAGCGCAUAGCACAUCAUUGGUUUUACUAAAUACAAGGAUCAUGGCGAAUUAUACGUCGAUUGAAGAAAUGAUCAAACCCGACAGCAAGAGCCCAUGGGGAAAUCGUUUUACAUUCUUGCAAGUUCCCAUUCCCAAGUUGACUGAAUUCUCAAAUGUGCUUGACUUCGUCUGGAAGGCACAAAAAAUAAUCAAGCAGAAAAGAAAUUCUUUUGCUACUUAUUUCAUUAGUGGGCUAUUGGAGAUGCUAAACAAGUUUGGAGGCCACGAGGCAGCAUCAAGAUACAUCCGUAGGACAAUAAAGAACUCGAGCAUGGUGAUCACAAAUAUGAUUGGCCCGCUGGAACAAAUGUCUUUGGCAAACCAUCCAAUUAAAGGCUUAUACUUUCUGGUAGUUGGGACACCUCAGGACCUUGACAUAUCAAUCCUAAGUUAUAUGGGAGAGGUGAAGCUUGCCUUCACAAUGAAAAAAGGCAUCAUAGAUCCACAAAAGUUGAAGUUGUGCAUGGAAAAUGCCCUCGAUAUGAUAUUCAACGCCUCAGACAUAAAUUAUAUGCAAAAUAGCACUGAAGAACAGUCACACGUUUGA
Pyrus x bretschneideri (Chinese white pear) is the source of this 1404-nucleotide messenger RNA. RefSeq names its product wax ester synthase/diacylglycerol acyltransferase 11-like. The transcript has 5 exons. Gene Ontology annotation, biological process: triglyceride biosynthetic process. Gene Ontology annotation, cellular component: plasma membrane. Bases 1 to 1404 code for a protein of 467 amino acids. Lineage: Eukaryota; Viridiplantae; Streptophyta; Magnoliopsida; Rosales; Rosaceae. Gene Ontology annotation, molecular function: long-chain-alcohol O-fatty-acyltransferase activity; diacylglycerol O-acyltransferase activity. The record is from RefSeq and is a predicted model, not a curated record.